Molecule: messenger RNA, 249 nt
Organism: Iphiclides podalirius (scarce swallowtail)
Lineage: Eukaryota; Metazoa; Arthropoda; Insecta; Lepidoptera; Papilionidae
Source: the annotation of a GenBank genome assembly
AUGUCUGAUCUUCCGUACGGACCGCCAGUUAGAGUUUCGCCUUUAAUCCGGUUUGGCCGUUGGUCGUUCCUCACAGCGGGCAUCCUGUAUGGAGCCUUCCACCAGAACAGGCUCUCCAAGAAGGAGGCCAAGAUCCGUGAAAUCGAGGCCAAGGAGAAGGUCAUCAGGGAUGCGAAAUUGAAGGAAGAGAAGGCAAUUGCUGCAGCUGCCGAGAUGAAAGCGCUGGAAGAAAUGAUAUCCACGAAGAAG